Molecule: messenger RNA, 5743 nt
Organism: Aphanomyces astaci
Lineage: Eukaryota; Oomycota; Saprolegniomycetes; Saprolegniales; Verrucalvaceae
Exons: 2
Coding region: 6-5666 (1886 amino acids)
Biological process (GO): tRNA methylation
Cellular component (GO): cytosol
Source: RefSeq, a predicted model, not a curated record
GAAUCAUGGUGCGCAAGAAGAGGAAGACAACCGUCAACUACUUGGUGAAGACGAGAGGUCUGGCCAGUUCCAGCCUUCCGCUGCCUGUGGACAUCCGCGACAUUGACCUGCCGACGGCGGGCUCGGUUCGUCUGGCCAUCUCGACGGCACCCGACACCGCCGCCAACUUGGAGCUCAAUUUGGAGGAAUUGUAUGGGAAUCUCGUGCAAGCCCCAGAUACAUACGCCCAACUUAAAGUACUGCAGCUGUUCCGAUCGCAUCUUAAACUCGUGAUCACGGCGGCCGCCACCAUCCAAACCCUUCCGGACUUGACCCAGACGACAUUCUGGCAGGUGGCACAGGACUCGUGUCGCUUCAUCUUUCGUCUCUACCUUCAUCCGUCCAUGAAAGCCAUGCGCAAGACGAUCUUACCCAUCCUUGACUCGUUGUCGUUGUACGAUGCCACGUUCCCCGCGCUCGUGGCUUCCACGGGCAGCAGCAUUGGAGAUAUCAUCGUGUCCGAAGUAACCCGAUUCCUAGACGUCGUCCUCGCCCAGUCGUACGAACUCGACGCCACCAUCCCGUUGGACCAAAUCCUCGCCCUGUGCGAGUACUCGACGGCCACAGAGUCGCUCUGGGUCCUACACCACACGUUGAAGUCGACGUAUUUGGUCCAGUUGAUCGAGUACUGCAACGACCAACUGCGACUUAUCGCGGCUCCCAUUGUGUCAUACCAUGGCCAGCAUGACGUGGCAGCAGGAGCGUCCAGUACGGACAAUGACGACGACGACACCCAGCCGUCCGAGGUCGUCGUUGCGUCCGAGCGGUGCCUUGGCGUGCUCAAGAGCGUCAUCAUUCUGUGCACGGCGGCGGACAAACCAUCGACGCUGCGUCUGAUGGAUCCAUCAGUCCCUUCCGACUCGUCGUCGCAGUCAUCCCUCGUUGGUAGCUUGGAGCACUUUGUGACUCAAAGCCUCGUGCUGUUGGCCACGUCAGCGGUGCACAAAGACCUGGUGACUACCGUCGGAUUAGCCACGACACUUCUCCUCAAAGUGCAUGUUCUGGAAGCCAAAGUGACCGCGAACGUCGAGCUCACGUACGUGCAAGCCAUGUCGUCGUGGCUGCUGGGCGACGGCAGUUGUUCCCUCCCUUUAAUGCCGUCGGACACGAUGACCAGUCUGUCGGCGAUGCCCAAGCUGGCCUUGUAUCGAGGGUUCCUCAACAGCAUCACAGACCAUUCGUUCUUGUAUCAAGAACCACCAGCCCCAAUUCUGGUGGAAGUGCUUUUCACGACAGUGUUGAGCCACUGCCACAGCGCCCACUUGACGGUUCGCAUGUAUGCAUUCCAAGUGUUGGAGAUGUUCUUGCGUCGCAUCGUCCAGCAACCGGUGCUGGUGCUGACCACCAACACUGUGUAUGCGUUGCUAGACACGAUUCUUCUCAACUGGGAGCAUCCGGCCAAGAAGAUCAACCAGUUUAUGGCGCCCAUGUUCACCCACGUGGUGACCGUGCUCGGCCUGGACGCAGCCUUCGACUGGCCGGCGAUGCUGCGCCGACUGCUGCUGCAACCCGAACAGCAUCGCAGCAAGUACAUCGCGCUGGGCAUCCUUCUCCCGAAACUGGACGCGGUGUCACUGCUCGACCAGCACCCGACUCUGCUGCACGGCGUGCUUUCGGCCGUGGGCAAUCAAGAAGUGGCCGCGUCCGCUGCGUCGCUGUUUGUCCAGCUUCUUGAGGCGCUUCGACGAGCGACAUCAACGACCACACUCACGCCCGACCUCACUGCGUGGAGCAAGUGGUGGGUCGAUGCUGUAGUCGACGCCCUUCUCAACUCAGACACGCACCUCCGUCUCCGCAUUGCUACAUACGUGCUGCCGAUCCUUGUGAAAUCAGAGCCCGCCAGUGUCGCCAUCUUGCUGGAAGCUGCCCGCCUCCGUCCAGACUCGGACGCGAGGCUCUGGACGCUGUUGGAACUGGUCAAGUGCGCGCGAAAGAUCAUGCUGGAGCCGCCGACUUUGACGACGGACGAAAUCAACUUUGGCUUGACCCAUGCGAGCGGAGAUAUUCGCAUGGCAGCGUAUGACAUGCUCUGUACUAGUCUGAAAACCACGUCGCUCCCGUCUGAAUCGGACAUUGCGUUCGUGCAGACGUUUUUGCUGUCGAGUGCCAAGUCCAUUGCAACGUCGCUGCGGAUGAAGCUCAUCAUUGGGCUCAAAGCAACCUUGUUGCGCAUCCGUGAAGGCGCGCGCAAGACGUGCCGACGCGACGUGACCGCCUCCGAGCACCUGGCGUUGCAGUUUCCAGCGUGGCUCGAGGGGUUCGUCGUGAGCUGCAUCACCCCCAGUGCGACCCCCCAACGCCUGACCAUGGGCCUCGAGGUGUUUCAACUGUACACGCAAAUAUUUGACAACCCCCCGUCGCUGCACACGCCCGCGAUAACGAACGCGCUGCUGAACGCCAUGAUCAGCUGCUGGGACCGCGUCCGGACGCUGUCGUAUUCGAUUCUGGAAACGUUUCCGUCGCCCCUGCCGGGCUACGAGCUCGGCCUGGAUACGCUUUUUGACUGGGCAAUGACGCUGUGCUGCAGUCCUCGUCAACGAGAAAGCGACGCCGGAGCCCAUUUCAUGCGGCUCUUGUAUAAACAGCACGUCCACUUGACUUUCCUCCCCUCCCCGCGCACUCCCCAGGCCUGCGUCGCGCACAUCGUGGCCCUCCUCGGCGCUCGCUUGGACGAGUUGGAGACAGUGAAUGCCCCCGGCGAGCCGCCAUUGAUCCAUGGCCUUCUCUUGGCCACUCGGUACAUGCUGGAAGACACGCCGUCCCUCGAUCAUACGUGGCACGCCCCCGUGACAGCGAUCUUUUCUGUGCUCUGGCGGGCGCUGAAUACGGCGUUGGUGGUAGUGGGAGACGCCACGUCCGGCGUCGGAACCCAAGCGCUCGAUGCUGCGUACGCCGUGGUGGGCGAAGUGUCUGCUAUCCCCCCGCUCCGGGCCAAGAUGGACUGCCGCGGGCAUUUGGUUCUGGACGACCCGGACGUGGCCGACGGAGACUCGGCCCAACGCGCGGUUGUUGGAAGCUGGCUCGCGGCUCGAGAGGCGGCUGCCGUCUUGGCCACUCUCGUCAAAGCGGCGUUGAUCACCCCCUCCCUUCUGGAGACCCCCACCACUGCGUCGUCCGUGCAACGUGCCGGGGACGUGCUGCUCAACGCCCUAUUUGAACUCAAACACGGGGGGGCGGUUGCGACCGUGUCCGUGGCCUACGAAGACAUUUGCAAAGCUCUCUUGUCGUCCUCUCCUUCUUUCUCCACCUCCUCGACGGACUCGAUCCGGCGAUCGUUGGCGCUCAGCCCAGCCAAGUGGUGCGACGUGCUCUUGCAUCGUCUGGAACACGCCGAGCAGCAGUUCAUCCUUCGUCGCAGCGCCGGAUUUGCCAGUAGCUUCGUGGCCAUUUUGCGCGCCGAGCCGCGCAAUGCCGCCGCCACGCUGUUGCCCCAUGUCCUCGCGACCCUUUUGCGACUGGCGAGGGACGUGGACACGGUCGAACGUGUGCGAGUGCAUGCGCUGAACAUUUUGAAACUGCUGGGUCAAGACGCCAUCCUUGCCGAAGACGUCGCGGUGUUCGUGCCCGACCUACUCACCGUGGCCGUCCAUGGCUUUGAAUCCAAGUCAUGGGCUGUCCGGAACUCGUCCAUGAUGCUCUUCGCCGCGGCCACACAGCGCGCGAUCGGGGACAAGCAAGUGGCGGACGGCGCUGCUGCCGUCGGCGUGUCGGCACAGGACGUGUUUACGCGGUGCAAGGGCCUGGACACGUUUUUGCUGACGCAUUUGCAAUCGCAAGUGUAUCCGCUGCUGCUGUUUUUGAGCCGCCUUCGUCCGGACGACGUCGCUGACCAGCACUCGGCCGCCACCAUCUCGGAUGUCCUUCCACUCGACACGUUUGUCCCCCUCGUGGUGGCCUGUGCAGGGGAAACCCACAUCUUCCACCGCCGGAUGGCCGCGCACGCGUUGGCGGCCAUCGUUGCGCCGACUUCGAUUCCAGCUGUCGUCGCAACCCUUGUCCAAGCGCUCCAAGGCCCUCGCUACAAGAACAACAAACUGCACGGGUCAAUGCUCCAGCUGCAAGCGUUGGUGGACAAGUAUCAACCACCCAUUUCAAAGACAACGUUAACGUCGACAUGGAUGGACGCAUUGGAUGCCGACUUGGCCGCGGUACUUCCACGGCUGUUGGCCCUGCGUUGUGAUACAAACCGAGGCGUGUUCGUCCAUUUGGCACUGCAAGUCGUGGCGAAAGUGACGGAAAAAUCUGGCAACAAGUCGGCGUUGUGGCCGCUUCUUGUGGCCCACUGCGACGCGGUCAGCUACAUUCAGCCAUCCGCUUCUCCGUCCCCCGGGCACGAUCUGUACCUCCAAGGCGUCGCAUCAUGCCUCGUGCAAGCGGCCCUUGCAGACGAGAAGGCCGCCGAAUCUCUGGUCCGUGGAUUAACCAGCCCCGUGUUUGAACUUCGUCGGAGCACCACCCGUGAGUUCGCAGACCAUUUGCACAUGCUUCCAUGGCAGCAUGCGACCUUUGCUGGCAUUGUUGGUGCGGUGACUGCCCAACUCGUCAACGAGUCGCAUCCACCUACCCGGACCAAGCAGCUGGUGCUGCUUUCCCAGCUCUUGGAAACUAACAGCGAUCACGUUCGAGUCAUGGUGGCCGUGCCAGGUGUGGUCGAUCGCAUUCUGGCGCUCGCGGUGGACUCGAUGGACCCGUUGGCGACCGGACCCGCGGUGGAACUACUCGGACGCGUGAUACUCGUCCAGCCACACGUGUUGCCCUCGUUUGUCGAGCGUGUGGUGGAAUUGAGCGACGAAAACAAACCGUUAGGGGUGCGCCUCGCGGCGGCCAAGAGCUUGCGCGGCUGCAGCGGCAGUGUCCUCCGUCCCCACGACCACAUGGACGUGACCGUGGCCGCAUGGAUUGCUACUUUGGACUUGCUCCAGGACGACGACGUGGGGGUGCGGGAUGUGAUCCGCGUCGCCGCGGUCGAGUCCAUCAACCACCAGGGACUCACCCAGUCGUCCGACAUGUUGGUACUGCCUCGAGCCAUCGAUUUCCUCGCCUCCCACCCGACCCUCGCGGCAUCGACCGUCUUGCGUGACCACGUGCAAGGAACCCUGGAAGCGUGGACCACUGUGGUGCCCUGGCUGGACGAGUGCCUCCAAGACUCGACCCACCUCCUCCUCUGCGAAAAGAUAUUUGAAGCCGAGAGCGGCAACUACUUCAAACAGCCCGCGUUGACCGUGCAACUGUACACGUGGCACUUUGUGCGCACGGGGGUGGUACCUGCCCCACCGUCUAUCCUCCCCCAGGCCAUGGCGGCGCUGCAGCAGUGGCUUAAGUCGGCCACGGUUCAUGCGUGGAUUGGCGGCACCACGUUCUUCCCCGACGUGUUCCCCCGACUGCAUAACCUCCUCGUGGUGGCGGUCGCCGUCGUGCUCGUCCUUGGCCAAGCCCACCCCGAGCUGCAUGGCGUGGCGUCGGCUUUGCUUGCCCACCAAGGGAACAUGCAUCCAUUGGUGCACACUGCGUUGACUGCUUUGAAGGACGCGGCAGCUGAUCCAAAGGCUGUGUCUACGGACAACGCGUUGGCGUCUAUCAUGUACCUCGCUCCAUUUUGGUCGACCAAAUUAGGUCGAAACGUGUAAUUUGAGGAGACAGAUAACUGUAGGGAGAGUCAAUUUAGGAAUUAUUUUGCUUUUCAAUAUUCUUCUUUUCAACACCA